CUAGGGUGGAGGGCAGAGGAAACCAUAAGCCACCUGAGUUGAGAUCGCUGCCGAAGCCAUGGAGCUCUGCUUUGAGGCCGUUGAGCUGUUGGGCCUUGAUGAGGCUGCGUGUCGCAGCGUCCUUGAAGACUUGGCCAAGAACCUCAGACCAGUGCCUCCACUGGAGUUCAAAUCCUUCUCGGAUUGCAGCUAUUUGACAUGCAAGGCCCUUGGCCUUCAGAUUCGACUCACCACCGGCAAAGCAGACGUGGUGUUUCUCUACAACGAGAGUGUCGAGGGCUUCAGCCGAUUCGAAGGGACCUUGCCAGAGGUGCGGAACCGAUAAAUCAGCGAUGAUGAUUUUUCAUCGGGCCUAUCAACAGUUUCACUCGGAGGGUAGCAGGAGAAUUUGGUGGUCAUUUGGUAUGCUAGCUGCUAGAGUUGCGUUUCCAAAAUCAAUUAAGCCUGAGCCGCUUUCCAGCGUCCCAGCCCAGUAGCUUCUUAACCUCCUAGUAGCUAGCGCACUAGCCUCUCCUCACAACCCCCAUCCCUCAAACAAUGGUUUCAAUGUGAUGUUUCUUUCAAUUGACAACUUCCUGUCCAAAGAACUAUUACACAUGAAAGCUGUUCUUUAUAUAUGUUUUCGCUCUGCCCGGUUUGUUCGUUCAAUUCAAAUCCGUUCAGUCUUCGCCGGGCGAACAAGGGACUUCAAUGGUCUCACCAC
Durusdinium trenchii is the source of this 703-nucleotide messenger RNA. The record is from the annotation of a GenBank genome assembly. Lineage: Eukaryota; Dinophyceae; Suessiales; Symbiodiniaceae.